CGCCGCGCGCGUCGGCGAUGAGCUCGCCCGUGAUUCUCACCGGGCUCGCCCUGCUCGAGGCGCACCGACGCGCGAACGAGGCCGAGGCGCGCGCGCGCGCGAGCGCGAGCGAGGCGGAGACGAGCUCGAGCGACGACGAGGAGGCGCGCGAGGACGACGACGACGACGAGAGCGACGCGAGCGAUGCGAGCGCGACGCCGGCGCGCGGUGCGGAAGAGGUAAACGCGCGUCGGAUGUCGCCGAGCGGACGCGCGGCGAUGGGACGGCUGUCGAGGAGCGCGAGCGCGAGGGAGCUGGCGAGCGCGGCGAGCGGGACGGCGAGCGGGACGACGAGCGGGACGACGAGCGGGACGACGGCGACGGCGGCGGUGGAGACGUCGCCGAGCGUCGCGUCGGCGAAGAAGGCGUCGGAGGGGACGUGCAGGUUUUGUUUCACGGGGUCCGAGUGUGGGACGCUGAUCGAGCCGUGCGCGUGCGCGGGGUCGCAGGCGUACGUGCACAAGAGGUGCCUACGACGAUGGCAGCGCGUGAGUUAUCAAACGCGCGGCGCGCGCGAGACGCAGUGCAGGGUGUGUCACGCGAAUUACACGUACGAAUCGAAAAUUUGGAGCAAGGAGGCGCGACGCGGGCCGAGGUUUUGGUUUUCGUUCCGAGCGAGGGAUCGGUUGAACGAGUACUCGCGCGCGUGGAUUCAGAGCGCGGCGAACGCGUUGUUACGACGAAAGGGCGUAUCCCUGCCGCGGAGCGCGAGCAGCGCGGGAAAUCUCGCCUUGCUCGUCGCCCACAGCGAGGUUCGCAUCUGGGCCGGGCGCGAAGAGCGCAGGGAAGGCGUGACGAGCGGAUUACCGAAACUCUUGCGCGUCGCCUCGUUUCUCGUGCGCGCGGCGAGCUCGUACGCCAAAGUCAGGCUUCUCCUCGCCCCGAACGCCGCCGUCGCGACCGCCGCCGCGUCUUCGUGAAGAAUGUUAUCAUCAGUGUAAUUA
Molecule: messenger RNA, 983 nt
Organism: Ostreococcus lucimarinus CCE9901
Lineage: Eukaryota; Viridiplantae; Chlorophyta; Mamiellophyceae; Mamiellales; Bathycoccaceae
Exons: 1
Coding region: 234-959 (241 amino acids)
Molecular function (GO): zinc ion binding
Source: RefSeq, a predicted model, not a curated record